UUGGCACAGACCCUCAGUAAAUUACAUAUCCCCCAAACUCUUUAAACAGGCAGAUCACAAUGAAGGAACUCAACCAGUCCACUGUGACAGAAUUCAUUCUCUUGGGCUUCGCCCCCAACCCCAGGGCCAAUCCUCUGCUCUUCACCUUCUUUCUAGUCUUUUACCUGAUGAUCCUUGUGAGCAACAGCCUCCUCAUCAUCCUCAUCCACCAGGACUCGCGCCUCCACACGCCCAUGUACUUUUUCAUCAGUGUCCUCUCCGUGCUGGACGUGUGCUACACCACCACUACUGUGCCUCAGAUGCUCGUGCAUAUUCUCAGCAAGAAGAGGGCCAUCUCUUUUGCUAGGUGUGUAGCCCAGAUGUACAUCUUCCUCCUCUUUGAGAUCACCGAGUCCUGGCUUUUCUCCAUCAUGUCCGUGGACAGGUACAUGGCCAUCUGCCACCCUCUCCGAUAUAAGGUCAUCAUGAACCACUGGGUGUGCCUCCUCAUGGUGGGCAUCUGUGCAGCCUAUGGUGUGGUGGGUGGCCUGUGUGAUACCUUCUUUGCUAUGCGCUUGCCCUAUUGUGGUCCUAAUGAAAUUGACCACUACUUUUGUGAGGUUCCUGCUGUCCUGAAGCUGGCCUGUGCGAACACAUCCCUCAGUGACUUGGUAGACUUCAUCGUAGGGUUCAACGUCAUCGUGGUCCCACUCUCCCUAGUUGUCAUUGUCUAUGCCAACAUCUUUGCCACCAUCAUGAAGAUCUGCUCAGUCCAGGGGCAGAUCAAGGCCUUCUCCACCUGUGCCUCCCACAUCACCGUGGUCACCAUCUUCGCCAUUCCCUGCAUCAUCAUGUACAUGAGCCCUGGCUCUGACCCCUUGUCAAACAGCGGCAAGAAAAUGGCCCUUUUCUAUAACAUCGCCACAGCCUUCCUCAACCCUGUCAUCUACAGUCUGAGGAACAAGGACGUCAAAAAGGCUUUCCUCAAAUUGAUGGGAUGGGGCAGAGUGAGAUUUUAAAGCUGAAGACCUGGGGAGCUGAACAAAGCAGGACUCACCCUCACCAACUCCCUGAGGUGUUGAUUCCAUAAAGCUGGAAGAGCUGAUUCCGUAAUGCCUACUCUUUACCCUCGCCCCAUGGGAGGCAACAGGGUGCUCGGACCACUGCAGUGUCUCUGGUGAUGUGGUUGGAACAGAGACAAUUGUGAAGAUCCAGCACACUGGUCAAGAGGCUGGAUUUAGUGCCAGACAGAACAGGAGGAGAGACUUGCUUUUUCCAAUUACUAGAAACUGUGAAUUUCUGCAAGUCAUUUUACUACUUUCAGGAGUAAAGUACUUUAAGUAUCUCUUCCUCACAAGGAAGUUGUAGGGAUUAAAUAUGACAAUAUAUGAAAAGUGCUUAAUACGGAGCCUGGCAUGUAGUAAUUUUUCAACAAAUGUUAGUUUUAAUUUUUAAAAUUUAUUACUGAGGGAUGAACUAUCCACCGGGAAUCAGCCAUGAUCCUCCCGGGCUGUGGAAGUGACAGGAGCCCUAGAGAGUAAAGGAGAAAAAGGGAGGGAAGGUGGAAGAAGUAGAAACCCAAAACUGAAAAGUGGAGAAUCUCAGGGUGAGAAAGAGACUUGAGAAGGAGGAAAUGAACCUGUAUCCACCCAUCUGGCAAUUGUGUCAGUUAGAGCCCCUGGGGUCGAUUGAAAUUAUCUUGGGAAGGGGUAGAAUACUGUUUUAUGACCAUUCGUUUCUGUUCUUUUGUAUUUUUAUACCUCUUGAUUUCCCUUUUCUCCUUGUUUCUAAUAAAGUUCAUUUUGGAAAACUAUAUCCUGUCUUGGCUGAUCUCAAGGAAAGGAGACUCUGUCCACUUAAGGACAAGGGAAAUUAGAGAGGGACAGUGGGCUUAAUGUUACCCCAGAUGCAAAAUUUAGGGACUCCAGAGAGAAGUUAAAAACUCAAUGGGGUUUUUUUUGCUCUGUUCCCUCUUGCUUGAAAAUCUGCUUAUUCCUCAUAGAAUCUUUACAGACAUAAAUUGUUUUUUCCCAGGCUUCUCCAAUCUGCGUGGUCAUGUUACUUGGCAUCACUCAUAUUUACUGGCUUUUGCCUCUGCUUGCUGCCGCAGAAACUCCAGCACCCAACAAAGCAAUCCC
Molecule: messenger RNA, 2117 nt
Organism: Equus caballus (horse)
Lineage: Eukaryota; Metazoa; Chordata; Mammalia; Perissodactyla; Equidae
Source: RefSeq, a predicted model, not a curated record